This is a messenger RNA of Lymnaea stagnalis (great pond snail), 6563 nucleotides long. The record is from the annotation of a GenBank genome assembly. Lineage: Eukaryota; Metazoa; Mollusca; Gastropoda; Lymnaeidae.
GGAAACUGUGCGUGACCUUGUGUAUUUAGACUGUAAUACUGUGUUAAUAUUGCAAAUUUACAAUUUUGUUAGAUUCACUAAUUCAACUAUAAUGGAUGGAUUCUCGUCCCCACCUGUAGGAGGAAAAAUGGACUCAGCGACUAGGGAGCAAUUAAUGUCACAAGUCAAACAACAAAUAGCGCUUGCGAAUGCACAAGAAUUAUUGCAGGUUAGCAGGACCACUCUUCAUACAAUAAUUUAUAAUUAAUUUAUAAUUCAGUGUUGACUGACAGUCCACUCUGGCAUCGAGUCUUAAACUCAUCAUUGACGUCUGCAUGUGAAUGUAUGACUGAUUCAGUGAAUGUAACCUAAUUUAAAAGAAAAAAAUAAUUAAAAUGACAUAUUCCAAAACAAGUAUAUUAAUUGUGAUAAGGGUCAAACCAAAUGCUGCUAAAUCAAAUCUGAUGACGACUGCCACGGCCUCUUUUGGGUGUUUCUUAUUUAUAGUUGCAGUGAAUUAGGGUUUAGGUUAGUUUGAGGGAUCGAUUUUUUAGGGUUCAGGUUAGGCAUAGGGAUCGAUUUAGGGUUCAGGUUAGGCAUAGGGAUCGAUUUAGGGAUACAUUCGUGAAAGAUUCAACCAAGAUGGCGGCCAUCAAUAAUCAAUAAAAUAAUAAUUACCCCAAAUUCAAAUGGGCAUGGGUAAAUGUCAAAUUUGCAGUUAGAAUAAAGUAUAAAGUUAUAUUGAUUUAGAAUUUAAAGGUAGAUAGACUAUAGUUAGGACCCAAAGUUGUCUCACCUUAAGCCUAAGCCAAAGCACAUUGAUGUCACUUUGGAAAAUCCCAGUACUGGACAUAGGCAUAGGGUGACAGGACCAACAGUUGGACUUGAAUGUGUAUGAUAACUAAACUUUCCUGUUCUUUACUAAGCAUUUUUUGCAUCAAUUGCGUAAUCUGAAAAUUGAUAAAGUAAAUACAGUUAAUAUAACAUGGAAUUUUCCAUUCAUUUUUUAUUAAAAUUCAACUUACAAAGUUCAAAAGAAAUAAAAAGAUUUAUCCUUGCUAAUCACUGUCUGAUACUGAUACCCUAAGAUGAACACAAGAAAGAAGACAUGGGAAUGCUUGAAAGUGCCCUUCUGACUUCUGCUAUUAAUUUCUAUAAUGUCUCAAUUUAACAGGACAUUUUCCACCUUCAAGUCAAAAAUUAAAAAAUAAAUAAAAUAUCUUUCAUCAUAUAAUAUAAAUACAGAACUAAAAUUUGAAACCUCCAGACUUCAGAAAAACGGAUCUAUGGCUGGUAGUUGACCUGGGGAAACCUCCAUGACCUAUAUACAGUGGAAGACAUCGCUGGCCCCUCAGCUAACUGUAUUUUAUCCCCAAUAAUGUUGUCUUUUAGAGAGAAUAUUUCAUAGAUAAGAUUGAGUUAGGCAGAAGUAGAGGGGUAAUUAAUUAAGAUUGAGUUAGGAAGAAGUAGAGGGGUAAUUGAACAUGGUGCAACUUCUGGUUGUCAAGUUUUAAUGUAAAAUUUAAUUGUUUACUUUAGAUAAUUGGUAAAUUUUGGGUUAGCUGUAGGGGUUUUGCUAAGAGUUGUCUCACCCUAACCACAGUGAAUCCCAACACUGGACUUGGUGAAUAGACUUAGACUAAUAUUUGUUGGACUUGUUGAUGUGUGUCAUAACUUUCUUGUUCUUAAUUGAGCAUAACUCAGAUCAUAAUCUAAAUCUAAUGAUCGAUAGGUUAGUAGAAGUAUAAAUGAAAUUUUCCAUUCAUUUUUAUUAAAUUUAAACUUAUAAUUAUAAGAAACAUGUCCUUGUUGAAACUCCAAAAUUAACACUGGUGAAUAAAUAUACAUGCGCUAAACUUCGAUGACACAGGAGUGACUACUACUUAAUUUGUAUACAUUUUGUAAGGCUAGAAGUUACAAUUUAUUUAUUAUAACAUUUUAAAAUUUAGCAUUAACUUUCAAAAGACUGAAGAUUUUUCAGGUUUUCUAUGGCCUAGACUACAACUUAUAUUCAAAGUGUCUCAUAGCUGUAAUUUUGUAGCUACCUACAAGUAUUAUAUAUCAUUUUAAUGGGCAUUACAUGCUCUUUAAUUGAAUCAAGUGUUUGUUCAAAAUAUACUUGCUAAAUGUGAUUUUAUUAUUAUUUUUAGGCAAACUUUUUUUUUCUUAGUUGAAAAAAACAUAAAGUCACAGUUUUACAAAGAAAGAAAAAAAAUAUUUUAAUUAUAGCAAUAAAAUUGAUAUUUUAUUAGGAUAUAUUCAAUGCUCCAAUACAUAUUCAAAUUUCAAAAGAAUAGAUUGAAAAUUUGUUUAAGUUAUGGCUAUUUGUAUAAAAAAUAUAAUUCAAGGAAAUGUUGCUCCAAAAAGUCAAAUUUACUAUAAAAAUUAUUAUUAUUUUUUCAAAAGAAAACGCACAUUGCAUCAAAUUAUCACUUAGGAAAAUUAUUAGUAAGUAAUACUUUAAAAAGAUUUCUCAUUUUUAGAAUAAAAGUUAAGAAAAUAAAAGCACAUGAGUAAAAAAAAAAUUUAAACAUCACAGAGAUAUCAAUCAGAUGAUUUAUCCUUGCCAAGACAGUGCAUAUAAAAUUCCUGAAAAAAUUUUGUUUCUUUAUUAAAACAUAAAAAUGUAUCACAAACGAGGCAUCUGACAUGCACUGAACAUUUUACCCUACUUUUUGUAACACAAUUUACUUUUUUUGUUUGCUACUGAAUUGUAAGGUUGCAGAGCACUAUGUUAAAAUGUAAGGCUUUCCAGUAACUGAUGCAUCAUCAAAGAUACCCUAUGUUCCCUAAUUUGUUCAUUAAUUGCUACAUUUUCUUGAUGCUGAUACAGUUCUUUGUAUUUUGCUUUUAGAUACAUAAGAGUCUCCCAAUUUAGCACAGCAUGUCUAUUUUAUUUUCAAUACCGGUAUCAGAAACUUUUAUGAAACCCGAUAAGGCCUUGAGUAUGUGCCUAGAAAUAAUGGCCUUGCCCAUAGUCCUUCAUAUAAGGAUUUCCUGGUGACUCCUUCCCCACUUUUAAAGAUAGAAAAUGAGAAAACAAAAACUUGCAUCAAGUAAACACAAAGAUAAAAAUCAAAAUCUUUUGAAUACGGCACAGAGCAUAGAUGGAAGUUGACUGGGGGAACCUCUUUGAUCAAUAUACCCUGGAACACAUGGCCUGUCUUACCGCUAACUCAAAAUCAGCCAAUUAAUUAAUUAACAUAAAUGGCUGGAAGUCAGCAUGCUCUGACAACCAUUGUCAAAUACAUACGCAAUUGUCACAAUGUGUCAGUGAAAUGAAAAGUGCAAUAUCAUUGUUGUUGCCGGAAAUAUCGGAUAUAGAAGUAUGCACAUGUUGGCUAGAUGUACUUUGAUAAAUUGCUAACAUGUUUACCUGUGCUACUUGUCAACAGUCUUGUCACUUAGAACGCCCACGGUGGCAGCGCAAACAGUCCAAGAUGCAAUCGUCUUGACUGGGAUUUCAGAAUUUACUCUGUUCUUUCUUCAGCAGUAGCCACCAGCCAUCACCAGUUCAGAAUCCCGGGGGAACUGUUUCCGCCAUACCUCCAUCAAUUUAUAUUUCGGAACAAAUUCAAGAAUGAUAACAAUAAUAACAUGUUCUGUGGUUGCUGAUAAUUAUCAGUGUUGACUUUUGUACUGUUUAAAUAAAGUGCUUAAUUCUCAUUAAAGACAUUUUUUGAAUUUGAGCACCUAUACUGGACGAUUAGGGAUAGAGGCAGAUGGUAAAAAUUAUUUUGAGAUUGGCAUUAUUGAGAUCUAUGUUGACUACCCAUAAUAAAUAAAUACUAGGUGUUGAAUUACUUCUACAGACCUCUUUAAUUUCCAGCAUUUCAGUUUCAUUGGUAUGAGACUUUAAAAGAAAAAUCACAUUCAAAAUGAAGUUCAGUCUAAAUCAUCUCUCUGUAUUCCAUACAUGCCAAUCUGUUGGGAUCAAGAACUGUACCGGUACAAAAAGUUAAAAAAAACUGUACAAAGCAUGAAAAUAUAUGUACAGAAUAUAGAAAUAAUGAAAAUUUGAAGAGAUAACUUUUUCAUAAAUUAAUUAUCAAUUUACCUAAUUUUCAUGAAUUAUCUCCCCUUGGCUGCAAUGCAUACUUUUAGCAUGUAUUUAAAAAAAAAAACUAGAUUGUUUUAAGUCAGAUUUUGCGCUUCUUACACUUGUCAAUAGCAAUUUUACCUUUAAUUUAUAGCUUUAUUUUUCAAAAGUCAUAUAGAUAGUUUUUCAAAAUAUAUUAUUUAACCAUAGGCACUUUGUGGAUAUGAAGUGUUAAUUGGAAGUUAUAAUAAGACUUACACAAACAGUCGAAGUAGUUACUACAGAUGAACUCUAUAGUAUUAACGAAUGAAAUCUUGCUCAGUUUCAAAAUUUAGAUAGCUUAUUAAUCCCAGAAUUUGGGCCAAAGGUAAUAUUUAAUAGAACAAGAAGAUUUCAGCUUUUUAUUUACUAACAAUGAAUUUAUUGCAUUGCCAGUUAUAAUUUUCAAUGCCAUUAAUGUUUUCAUCUCCACUAUAUCUGUGUGUAUUGUUUCAUCUAAAGAAAGUGGUAUAGAGCCAGUAGAGGUUUAUUUCCAUGUGUUAAUUAAAAGAAUCCACCAGCUCUUGCCAUUAUACUUACAUCUGCUUUAUGUAAUUAUUUUAUAAAUAAUUUCAAUAUUUAACUAAUAAAUAUUGUCAUAUUCAAAUAUAUCUCCCCAGAAAAUGUCCGAAAAGUGUUAUAAAAAGUGUAUUGCUAAACCUGGUACCACAUUAGACAAUUCAGAACAAGUAAGUAAAUUUAAUUCUAUUUUUCUUUUAAAAUACUUUUAUUAAUGCAAGGAUAAGCAUAUUAAAAGCUUCAAACUAGUAGUUUAGGACUGAAUUUUCUAUCUGGUAAAAAGCUGUUUUGUUUAUGGUGAAAAUGUAAUUCAAAAUAAUUACGUACAGUACUAAGUUUUUUUUAUCAUGCCUAUUUAGCAAAGCAGAUUAUAAAUAUUUUUUUUAAUUUCAGAAAUGUAUUGCCAUGUGUAUGGACAGAUAUAUGGACACAUGGAAUCUUGUUUCUCGAGUUUAUAGCCAAAGGUUACAGAGGGAAUCAAGCCGAAUGUCAUAAUAAAAAGUAUAAUUAGGAAUGUACAGUAAAUGGGACUUGUUGACACAUACCAACAUAAUAAAAAAUUUGUGCAAAGAUUGAACCAAAAAAAAAAAAAGGAUCCCAGGAUUAAUUUGUUACAGAAUUUCAUAUUACAUAAGCAUUUCUUUAAUAUUUGAAACAAAGACUUGUUUUAUAGAUUUUGUUAGAUUCAGCAUUGCAUGUUAUAUUAUGCUUUGAAAGAGUUAGGCAUGAAAUUUUUACGUUUUUUUCACCAUCCUUUGUGAUUGAUUUUCAGUUAUGGUAACAUAAAAUGUUAAGCGGGGGCAGUUGUAUACAUUUAUUUUAUUAUUUAGUUAACAAAUUGCUUUGUUCUCAUAUUGUCAAAGUACCUAACAACCUACAUAGGUAAAUUGUAUGUUGUUUCUUUGUUUUAUAGAGGAGCAUGGAAUUUUAUCAAUUUAUUAAAGGGUAGUUACUUCUGUUAUAAUUAUUUUAUUCAAUUGCAUUUAAAAAGCCUAAAAAAAUUAUUAGGGCAAAAAUAAAAAAAAAUAUUUUAAAUUAAUUAACAUGGAGUGAUUGGUAAAAGUAUUUUAUAUUAUUAUUUUUUUUAAUAAUUAUAUCUGGCAGUCACAUAGAAAAUGUUUUUUAAUGAAGUAAUAUUAAUUAAUGCUUUAUAUUAAAAUGGAUUUAUAACAAUUAUCCACAGCUAGAUUUCACUCUUUGAAGUGUAAAUCUGCUUAUUUACCUGAAAUUUCUCUUCAAUUUUUCAAUUCUUGAUUUAAUGGGAAAAGUGGAUGACAAAUUUUUAUGUAGUGCUACCAUAAAGUUAUGAUCAGCUUUAUGGUCUUAUUCUCUAACAUUUUAACAUCUUGUGUAUGAUACCAAUUAUUUUAGCAAGGGAGUUCCAUAGAAAUGAGCAAAGAUAUUUUUUGUAGGCUGUAAGUACUAUAACUCUAUCCUAGGAGUAGGAGUGGAAUUAAUACAAAUUUUUGCAUCAAACAAUUUAGGAAAUAAUGGAGUAUUGUUUGCAUGGACUUUUUUGUAUUGUGUGAACGUUUUUUCAUGGUUUUGUAAUUAAUUUGUGAAAUUGUGGGAGCACUAUCAAAAAUUGUAAACAUGAAAGUUUUGUUUUGAAUAACAGAAAUUUUAGACCAAAAAUGUGUGUUGGUAUGUUAUCUUAUCAGAUAUUGAUUUUGUGAGUACAUAAUUGAAAUGUUGAUGAAUACAGUUUUAAUAACAACUUUCCAUUUUUGUUCUUCUUAUAUGUUUGUGAAAAAAGUACAAAUUUAGAUAACAAUUUUGUUUAUAACCCAGCUUUACUAUAAUCCUGGGGACCUGCCAAUAGUCAGGCCAUCCAUGGAACGUAUUGGUCCAUAAUGAUCAUUCCCUAUAUAAUAAAUGAUAUACCGGUAUAAAUAGUCUUCUCAUCUAUGCCAUUUAUUCCAAAUGUAAUUGUGAUUGUAAUGUAAAAGUAAUCUUCAAAAUGGCUCAUCAUAAUUAGCUGAAUUUU